This is a messenger RNA of Prorocentrum cordatum, 673 nucleotides long. The record is from the annotation of a GenBank genome assembly. NCBI's taxonomy places the organism in Eukaryota, Dinophyceae, Prorocentrales, Prorocentraceae.
AGGCUGGCAGCCGCGUGUCGGGCAGGGGCGCGCCGACCCGGCGAGUGGCCGGGCCGUUCUCGAACUGGGCGAGCCGCGGCAAGAAGAAGCGCACCAUCACCGCCGAGGCGGGCCGGAGGCUGAAGAGGGCGGACAGCAAGAUGAAGAUGGGGACCGUUCCGGACUACACCGGCACUUUCAACGUGUACCAGAAGGUGUUGCCUGUCAGCAUGACCCAAGAUGAGGUCCAGGCCAGGCUCUCCGAGUGGGCGCGGGCCAGCGGCGAGGGCACGCAGCUGCUCAGCAAGUCCACCUUGUUCCUCACGUGCGAGGCAAUUCUGAAGAACGAUGACAUCGGCAAUGGCUUGACAACCCAGGUCUACGUCCAUUUCGUGUUCAGCCGAGGCGGCCACAUCUACAGCGCGGUUGAGAUGCGCAGCAUGACGCAAAAGAAUUCCAUGUUGGCGUUGGGGGUCUUGUUCCUGUGGGUGCUGUUGAUGUUGGGCUUCACGUUCUACACUCCGUUCAGGGCCUUCAGCGCUUUGAAGCAUGGCGCUUGCUUGUCCCACUUCCUCCGCUUCUCGAACUUCUUCGAGUGGGUCAUCCUGCUGUGGGGGUGGGCGAUCCUGGCAAUGUUUGGCCAGGAGUUCUUGUUGAACAGGCAGUUCCUGGCGGACUACGACGACUACCUGGA